AUAAAAAAAUACGAAGCUUAACUUCUUUCAGGAGAGAUUCACUCGAAUCCGGAUCCGAAUUACGGCGACUGAUCUUAUCGUGACGGCACCGGAAUUUUCGGAGAGAUAGAGAGAAGCAGCUACUCCCUUCACUUACGGUGGUUGUUGUACAAAUGGGUUGCGUUAGCUCGAAGCAGACGGUCUCUGUUACGCCUGCGAUCGAUCACUCUGGCGUCUUCAGAGACGAUGAUAUUAAUGAGUGUUCUGGAUCGGGUCGGGUUGUCUUGGAGGUUCCGCCUCGCCCGACGUUGAAGAAGCUCGUCUCGUGGAGGAGUAAGAGUGGGAAGAGGAGGAGUCAGAAGAGCGGUAGUGAGUUGGGGAGCGAGUCGGGGCGUGCUAGCGACUCGCUGAGUUUCAGGCUCGGCAAUUUCAGCAGAUACCUUGAAGCUGAGCAGGUCGCUGCUGGUUGGCCUGCGUGGUUGAGCAACGUUGCUGGUGAAGCUAUCCAUGGUUGGGUUCCGCUUCGAUCCGACGCUUUCGAAAAGCUCGAGAAGAUUGGACAAGGUACGUAUAGCAGCGUGUUUCGUGCGGUAGAGACUGAAACUGGGAGGAUUGUGGCAUUGAAGAAGGUGAGGUUUGACAAUUUUGAGCCUGAGAGUGUUAAGUUUAUGGCAAGAGAGAUUUUGAUACUUAGAAGACUUAAUCAUCCCAACAUUAUCAAACUGGAAGGUUUGAUCACUUCAAAACUGUCCUGCAACAUACAACUCGUCUUCGAGUAUAUGGAGCAUGAUCUUACUGGUCUCCUUUCUUCUCCUGACAUCAAAUUUACCACACCACAGAUUAAGUGUUACAUGAAGCAAUUGUUGUCUGGGCUUGAUCAUUGCCAUUCACGAGGCGUGAUGCAUCGGGACAUAAAGGGUUCAAAUCUUUUGUUGAGUAAUGAAGGAAUACUAAAGGUGGCUGAUUUUGGGUUAGCAAACUUCAGCAAUUCUUCUGGGCACAAGAAGAAACCUCUUACCAGUCGAGUUGUGACUCUGUGGUAUCGUCCACCUGAACUUUUGCUCGGGGCAACGGACUAUGGAGCAUCUGUUGAUUUGUGGAGCGUUGGUUGUGUUUUCGCUGAGCUGCUUCUUGGAAAACCUAUUCUCCGGGGAAGAACUGAGGUUGAACAGCUACAUAAAAUCUUCAAACUGUGUGGAUCUCCACCAGAAGAUUACUGGAAAAAGUCCAAACUUCCCCAUGCAAUGCUUUUCAAGCCUCAGCAAAACUAUGAUAGUUGUCUCCGGGAAACCUUGAAGGAUUUGUCUGAGACUGAAAUCGAUCUGAUAGAAACACUCCUUUCAAUAGAUCCCCACAAACGUGGUACUGCCUCUAGUGCCCUUGUUUCACAGUAUUUUACUACGAAGCCUUUUGCUUGUGAUCCCUCAAGCUUGCCAAUAUACCCACCUAGCAAGGAGAUAGAUACAAAGCAUCGGGACGAAGCAACAAGGAAAAAAAUUAGCGGGAAUGGGAGACGUGGUGUAGAUGCGAGGAAGCCAUCACGGAACGCCCAUUCAUUCAAUAAAUUGGCACCAGUUGAGGACGCACAGAACCAAACUGAAACUUUUCACAAACGAAUUGGUCAUUUAGUUCAUAAUUCGAUUGGAAGUGAUGCCAGGUUAUGUGGGAAGCUGCAAAACCCAUUAGAUCACAAGAAAGACGAAGCUUCCCAUAUGAAGAAUGCCUCACAAGGAGAUGUACCUUUCUCAGGGCCAUUACAAGUCUCUAAAUCAAACAGUUUUGCUUGGGCGAAACGAGAAAAGGAUGAUGUAUGUGUUAGGGUACAUAAUCGAUCGCUCUCAAGAGGUCACAUUCGUAACUUGUCGGGACAUUCGCCCGCCUUCAAUGGGAAAGGUAAUGUUGGAUCUAAGAUAAAUAAGAACGAAAACGAGGACAAGACAGAUUCUCAAGGCCAUGAGUCAUAUGAGAUGGUAAAGCGUUCUAUGCUGCAGCAGUGGAGACAACUUGAACGUCCAGAUUCUUUUGGUGCGUCUGACGAGUAUCACUCGCAAGAACUCUCACUGGGACUCUAUCAGAGAGAUGAAAUGGCAACAAAGCUGGGUAAUAAUUUGGUUGAUGGAGACAAGAUCGAAUUCUCGGGCCCUUUGUUGUCUCAAUCUUAUGGAGUUGAUGAGCUUUUGGAACGUCAUGAACGCAACAUUCGCAAGCUAAUUCGAAAACCGUGGUUCCAGAAAGAUAAGAAACAGGGGAAGUGACUGUAAUCACAAAUGUCGCAAGGAGAUGGAGAAAAGAGCUCCAAGCACUCUAGAGAAACCACGUUUGGAUCUUCAGGACCUGUGACUAUCAAGCAAGAUGUAGAGAAGGAGGCCAUUAAGCAUUCUUUUGUUGUUAAUUAUGUAUGAUUUAUUCUUUAAGUUAUAAUAUGAAGGUGUACUUUUUGAGAGCCUAUUCACGUAUUAUUUGAUUCAGAGGCAACAAUGUACAGAGCUCAGUUCCUAGAAUAUUAUAAGCAGUGUCUGUAGGCAUUUAUAUAGACAGCUCUAUGCUUUCUUUAAGUCUAGAUGUACGACAGAUUUAUAUUAUAAAAUACACAACUGUAUUAUACAAAUAUAGGACCAUCUUCUUUUUCA
This is a messenger RNA of Capsella rubella, 2609 nucleotides long. RefSeq names its product protein IMPAIRED IN BABA-INDUCED STERILITY 1. Gene Ontology annotation, cellular component: nucleus; cyclin-dependent protein kinase holoenzyme complex. NCBI's taxonomy places the organism in Eukaryota, Viridiplantae, Streptophyta, Magnoliopsida, Brassicales, Brassicaceae. The coding region runs from base 153 to 2234 and encodes 693 amino acids. Gene Ontology annotation, molecular function: ATP binding; cyclin-dependent protein serine/threonine kinase activity; RNA polymerase II CTD heptapeptide repeat kinase activity. The record is from RefSeq and is a predicted model, not a curated record. Gene Ontology annotation, biological process: protein phosphorylation; positive regulation of transcription elongation by RNA polymerase II. The transcript is spliced from 9 exons.